Molecule: messenger RNA, 480 nt
Organism: Trachymyrmex cornetzi
Lineage: Eukaryota; Metazoa; Arthropoda; Insecta; Hymenoptera; Formicidae
Exons: 2
Coding region: 1-480 (159 amino acids)
Source: RefSeq, a predicted model, not a curated record
AUGCCUAAUUGUUUUGGAGUAAUCGAUGGCAAGCACAUCAUGCUGAAAUGUCCACCUAAUUCUGGAAGUUCUUACUAUAAUUAUAAAAAACAACACAGUAUAGUAUUAAUGGCAGUAGCUGAUUAUAGAUAUAAGUUCACUCUAGUGGGCAUAGGAGCCUACGGAGGCAAUAGUGAUGGAGGUAUUUUUGCAAACUCUGAAAUAGGUGUGAGUUUGAAAAAUAAUGAUCUUAAUUUCCCAAAGGAUAUAGCUGCAUUACCUGGCUCUGAUAUUAUGAUAUAUGGAUUUUUCGUAGCAGAUGAUGCUUUUCCACUUUCAAUCAAAAUAAUGAAACCAUAUUCUGGCAAACAGUUAUCAAAUAAAAAAAAAAUCUUCAACUACAGACUUUCAAGCGUUAGACGAUCAAUAGAAAGUGAAGUAAAAUGGCAAUAUGAUUUUGUAAAAAGAGGUUUAUAUGGAGAAGAUAACAUAAUACAAUGA